Molecule: messenger RNA, 3376 nt
Organism: Tribolium castaneum (red flour beetle)
Lineage: Eukaryota; Metazoa; Arthropoda; Insecta; Coleoptera; Tenebrionidae
Product: integrin alpha-PS3
Exons: 16
Coding region: 71-3298 (1075 amino acids)
Biological process (GO): integrin-mediated signaling pathway; cell-matrix adhesion; cell-cell adhesion
Cellular component (GO): integrin complex; external side of plasma membrane
Molecular function (GO): integrin binding
Source: RefSeq, a predicted model, not a curated record
CGUAAUGACUAAAUCGGUGACUUUUAUAACAGUCACAAGAAGGUAAACGAUUGAUAAGUAUUUGUUCAGGAUGUUGUGGGGAUCUUAUCGCUGUCGAAAACCUGACAUUAGAUCAUUUUCGCAAAGACAAGAAACGAAAAUGCUGCGAAUUAUUCUCUCCCUUUUUUCACUCAUUAUUUGCAGUAAUUGUUUCAACAUUGAUACAAAUUUCCCAAUAGUGUACCAAGACACACAAAGCUCAAGCUAUUUCGGCUAUUCGACAAUUCUAUAUCCUGGAAAUCAAAGAUACCCCCCUUGGCUUUUAGUCGGCGCCCCAAAAGCCACCAACCCUUUCACCACUUACAAAAACCCGGGAGCUUGUUUCAAGUGCGUUAUUGGCGAUAAAUGCCACAUUUUUAAUUUCACUGAUGCCUCCACAUCUCCUCCACGUUAUGAGGAAAAGUUAGAUGGUGCCUGGAUCGGGGGAUCGAUGGACAUAAGUUACAAACACGGCCGAGUCGUUGUCUGUGCCCCGCGCUGGAUCAAAAUAAAGAAGAAGAACGGCAAAUACGACGAUUUUCACAUGGAGGGGGCAUGUUAUUGGUUCCACACCAACGACAAUACGACGCAAAAAUUGUUACCACUGUUUGAACCCGAUCACGCUGUGUACUCGUCUGGGGGCGGCGCUGUGUACAAUUACGCGCAAGGAGCGGCCGGAAUUUCCGCUCACAUGCCGGUGAAAGAAAAACACCUGGUUCUGGGGGCCCCGGGCGUCUUCAACUGGGACGGGACGUCGAUUUUGUACACAGACGGCGACAAUCCGUCUCCUGUAGCCAGUCGUUUGCGAAACAAAGUGAAAAGAUACGCCGACAUUGACGAAUUCAGUCACUCCAAUGUGGCAAAUGCUAUGCUAACUUCCCAGACUGUGGCUUACGAUUUGCUGGGCUAUGCCACAACGUCGGGUUAUUUCUACCGAAAGUCGCAGCUUUUGUACGUCACAGCGGCCCCAAGAUCGGACUAUAAAGGCCAAAUUUUGAUUUACAAAUUCGAAGAACAACGUGAAAGGCCGUUGGAUGUGAAAGAAACGAGGUUUGGUCACCAAUUUGGGGAGUAUUUUGGCGGUUCGCUGACUGCAGGGGAUGUAAAUGGUGAUGGGUUGGAUGAUUUGGUCGUGGGGGCCCCAUUUCAUACCACUGGGAAGUUUAACGAAGGGAAAGUUUACAUUUUCUUAGGGAGUGGUUCGGGUUCUUUACGAGUCCCCAAACGAGAGUCCAUCCUCGGAGGGAGUACCAAUGGCCAGUUUGGGAGCACGGUGCAGUUUUUGGGGGACGUGGACCAUGAUGGGUUUGGAGAUGUGGCAGUGGCUGCCCCUUACGAAGAGUCGAAAAGCGGUGUUGUUUACCUAUACAGAGGUUCAAGUGAUGGUUUAAUAACAACUCCUAGUCAAAGAAUUGUUGGUAAAAAUAUUUAUCCCGAAAUACGAGGCUUUGGAGUGAGUAUAUCACGUCCAGCGGAUAUUGAUACCAACAGCUACCCAGAUAUUGCAAUUGGUGCGUAUUUAUCGGGCCAUGCUGUAGUUUUACGUUCACGUCCAGUGGUCACAAUUUACCAAGAGUUAAAAUCGUUCUCACAACAUUUGGAUUUUAAGGAAAAACGGUUCAAAGUACGGGCUUGUUUCUGGUAUAGACUGGACGAACUAGACCCGCCUCUAAUAUCAAUCACGAGGUAUUUAUUGGUUGAUCAAGAUUUGGGAAGAGCCCACUUGGAAGGAAAUUCCGUUAAAACCAUUAGUUUGAAUCAGAAUCGACAACACUGCGAAAAUUUCACUAUAACACUUCAAGAUUCGUUUUCAAAUCGUUAUAACCCGAUUACAGUCUCUUUGAAACACAAUUUUCUGAUUAGACCUGAGACGAAAAAAAUUCUUUUGGUCGGUUCUAAUUCCCUAUCAGAUGAUAUGUUUUGUCCCAGAUGCCCCGUCUACAACAAACACGAUUCGGUUUCUUCAAGCAUAAUCGAAAUUCCCUUCGCUUUGGGUUGUGGCCCUGAUAAUAUUUGCAAAGCGAGUUUAGAGUUUACAUCACACUUAAUUGAUUUCGGGAACACCGAGGAAUUUAUUUUGGGCUCGAAAAACUACAUAACUCUAGAAACUGUGGUAAGAAAUUUAGGCGAACGGGCGUAUUUGACACAAUUGGAAGUGGAAAUACCCAAAAUUGUGACUCUCCGAAGCAUACCGUCGACUUGUGCCCAACAGAAUUCGUCGGUUUUGUGUUCCGUCGAUAAUCCUCUGGAAACUAACAGUCUGAAGAAAAUUACGCUAGAAUUGGAUAUGACGACUGUGAAUAGCGGAAAAUACGACGAUUUCCUGAAUUUCACGAUCAAAAUAUUCACCAGCAGUGAAAAUGACCAAGAAAAUGUUAAACAACUCGUUGUAAAACUCGGUCGAAGAGCUGAUGUUACUAUUACUGGUAAAUCGGAGGAGCAAAGCUACUCGUAUAAAAACCUAACACAAGGGCGGUCUUUCGCCCAAACCUACCAGGUCCAGAAAUUUGGAAGCAGUCCUUUGAACGAAAUAUCUAUCGAAAUUAAUGUUCCCCAUAUUUUGGGGCAUGAAAUUUUUAUCAAUUUGUACCAACCGGUGGGAACUCUAUCCGGCCAAAAACUCACGUGUUCGAGUAAUUUCACGUACAUUGUGGACAAUAAUCAAGAAUUUGGCGUCCUGGAGGACGAUAAAGUUCGCUCAAAACGUUCCUUAUCCCAAAUUGAAGUUUUCAACAAAUCGGCGAAAGUUAGGGAAAGAAUUACAGACAGCACUUUUGACGCGUUACAAAAUCGCACUUUUUACAUCAACUGUUCAACACCUGGAGUGACUUGUUCAAGGGUUGUGUGCUCCGGUGGUCCUAUUGAUUCCUACCAGACGGCAACACUAAAAUUGCAAAUGUUUUUUAACACCAGUGCAAUCAAAGAUUUGUUUGGCAAAAAGGAUGUGAUCCUGUUUGCGACUCAAGGGCGGGUUCUGGUGACAAGUCCCGCGAAUUUUGUGCAAAGUGGCGGCAGGACUGAUAAUUUUGAUGUGGUUUCGUUAUUUAUUGGGGAGACGAUUGAGGAAAAGGUGGAGCUUUGGAUCAUUAUUAUCUCUGUUAUUGCGGGUUUAUUGCUACUUUUGCUGGUCAUUCUGGGCCUUAUUAAAGCCGGAUUUUUCAAAAGAACUAAGAAGGAGGAAUUGGAACAGCUCAGGCUGGAGAUGGAAUUCAACCAAGGUGGGCAUUCAAAUACGAUGGAGACCCUAGACGACGGAGAAACGGAGGAAGAAAUUUCAUAAUUUUGUAUUCAUUUAAUUGCAAUUAGUGCUAAUUUUAAUUUUAUUAAAAAUUAAAUUAAAUAAAAAUAUCCGAUAAUA